UACUGCUACACAGGAAUUUCCGGUAUCGUUUACGUACUAUUUUUGUUGUUGUUUUUGUUGUAAAGGUGUUUGGAUUGGACCGGAACCAGAGAGAGAGAGAGGGAGAGAGAGAUGGGGGACCGGCGCGGGAAGCUCCUCUCUCCCCGCGUCUCCAAGGGAACACUGCAGCUCCGCGUGAUCUUUCUGGACAACAGCGAGCGCGUCUUUGAGGUCGAGCAAAGGAUCCUGGGAUGUGACUUCUUCAACAAGGUGUGUGGCCACCUCAAGCUAUUGGAGAAGGAAUACUUUGGACUGGAGUUCAGACAUCACACUGGUAGUUAUGUGUGGCUGGAACAGUUGAAACCUCUAGCCAGUCAGAUAAAGAACACCAGUGAUCUGUUCUUCAGAUUCAUUGUCAAGUUCUUUCCUCCAGACCCAGGACAGCUGCAGAGAAGACUCACAAGGUAUCUGUUUUCUCUCCAGAUAAAGCAGGACCUCUCUACAGGCAGUCUUACCUGUAAUGACAACAGCGCCGCCCUGCUGGUCUCCCAUAUACUGCAGUCAGAGCUGGGAGACUACAAGGAGGAGUUGGACAUCCACCAUCUAGAGAUGAGAAGAUACGUCCCUAACCAGGAAUACCUGGACCACAAGAUUAUGAAGUUCCACAGGAAACACAGGGGUCACUCUCCUGCGGACUCAGACGUCCAUCUGUUGGAGGUUGCUAGGAAACUGGACAUGUACGGUAUCCGCCCCCACCCUGCCCACGAUGGCGAGGGCAUAAGACUCAACCUGGCCGUCACACACUCUGGGGUACUGGUGUUCCAGGGCAACACUAAGAUCAACACGUUCAGCUGGGCCAAGGUCCGUAAACUGAGCUUCAAGAGGAAACACUUCCUCAUCAAACUACACGACCAAAUAGGGCCGUCCCGUAAGGACACGGUAGAGUUUGCGAUGGCGAGUCGAGACGUUUCUAAGUCCUUCUGGAAGACCUGCGUUGAGUACCAUGCCUUCUUCAGACUGGCCAAAGAGCCACAGUCACGCAGCAAGACUCUGCUGUCCAGCAAAGGAUCCAGCUUCAGAUACAGUGGCAGGACCCAGAAACAGCUGAUGGAGUAUAUGCCCACAGGGGAGAAAAAACACAGACCUUUCGAAAGGUCCUACUGUAAGUCAGAGUCCAGACAGUGUAGAUCGUCUCCUGACCUCCUCACAGACGUCUCCAAACAGCUCUACGAGCAGUCCCACUCGUUCCCGCGCCCCGGAAGCCACAGCGAAGAGGAAGUGGAAAGACAACAACAGGAAGUGGGAGGAGCUAACCCUAAACGUAGCCAAUCAACUGUCGAAGUGGUCUUCUCCACGGAACUGCAGCGGUCCCGCCUCCCACAAGCUUUCCACCAAUCACUGGCCUCUCCUAAGCAAAGGUCCGCCUCUACAUCGGUAGACAUCCAGGAGAGGAGGGCAGGGGAGCAACGGCAGGGAGGGGCGGGGCAUCACCACGGUAACAGCAGGGCCAGACUUCGGCCCAAACCCCAGCCUGCCUCCGACGCGCAGCAAUUGGUCCUCCUAUAUCCCAAUAACCCUGCCUACCAGUUCCAUCCAGUCCUUCCAACGUUCCCAUUGGCCAGCUAUCCGCACGGACAUGCCUACUUUUUGGACGGUGCCGUAACCUCAUUGGAGCGUCUCCCGCAGAUGCAACGCUUAGACCACACCCUGUUGGAGGGGCUGACACACCCUUCUCUCUACACACGCUCUGAUUCGUCUUCCCUGUCGCCACUCAGGCGGAAUCUCCGUCCAUCCGGGCUGGGAUUGACCAGGGUCUACCACGGUGGGUUCUUGAGCGGAAACGCAGCCAGGAGUUUCGACGUCGGGAGAAUAGAGGCGGGACAUUACAGCGACGACUCCAACUUCCUGCCUGGACUUCCUCGUCGUGCCACCAGCCAACCGGACGUUAAGCUCCCCAGAGUAGUCCCCGCCUCCAACCCCGCCUCUGAGUUCCGUCCCUUAGGUUACUACCCCCACCUAUCACGUCACCAGACUCCACAAAGACCCUCCUACCUGCCUCUAAACUCCUCCCCCUUGCCAGACCGGCCCACCUCGCUGUGUGUUCUAGGGGGGGCUGGUGGAAGCUACAGUGAUUCAGACCCAGAGGUAAUCUACCCAUACUACUGCCCAGUACCCCCGUUGGGUAAAGUGGUACGGUCCAAUGCUCUGGCUAGGAUGAGAUUUUCCUCUGGGAGUUUACAACUGGAGGAGGAAGAGGGGGAAGAGGAGAGGUAUAGCAGUGGGGGAGAGGGUACGCCUCGAAUUACGAAACUGAGACUGUAGAAUAGUGGUGUGUGGGAGUAUAGAUCAACAGGUGUUGUGUGACGUGUGUGUGUUAUGUGUGUGUGUGUGGUCAGGGUGACAUUUGGUGUAUUCAGGAUGUUUUGUACAUUGAAGAGUUACUCCCCCCCCGAG
This is a messenger RNA of Oncorhynchus mykiss (rainbow trout), 2433 nucleotides long. RefSeq names its product FERM domain-containing protein 7. The record is from RefSeq and is a predicted model, not a curated record. Gene Ontology annotation, molecular function: cytoskeletal protein binding; guanyl-nucleotide exchange factor activity. Gene Ontology annotation, cellular component: cytoskeleton. Lineage: Eukaryota; Metazoa; Chordata; Actinopteri; Salmoniformes; Salmonidae.